Molecule: messenger RNA, 2729 nt
Organism: Striga hermonthica
Lineage: Eukaryota; Viridiplantae; Streptophyta; Magnoliopsida; Lamiales; Orobanchaceae
Source: the annotation of a GenBank genome assembly
ACUCUCCCCGACAUGUCACGACGUCGGGAAAUGUCAUUACUGAGGCGGAUUCCCCAUUAGCUCCGGAACUUACCGCAGAGGCGCUUCCAGCUAAAGUAAAAAUUCCACAAAUCGGCAUGUAUGAUGGGACAUCAGAUCCAGAUGCACAUUUGGGCCAUUAUACGUCCUGGAUGGAUUUACAUGGUGCUUCAGACGCUCUGAGGUGUCGGAUGUUUUCGCUUACGCUGGGGCCACGAGCUCAAAAAUGGUACUAUACUCUCCCGCCUCAUUCGAUUUGGAAAUGGCAACAGUUGCGUGCGGCUUUCCGAUCACACUUUAUCGGUGCUCAAAUUUGCCUCAUUCCGAAAGAAUCGAUUACCAACAUUGUGCAAAAGGACGACGAGACUGUUAAAGACUACGUGGCUCGGUUCAACGACCGAAUUCAGAAUAUGGAGCCUUGUCACCCUGAAACUUUGUUAGUAACUGCCAUUGCUGGAUUGAAACCCAACUCGAUGUUUCGUUGGACCUUGUGUCAAAAUAAACCUGCUACGUUUCAAGAAUUUCUUGUGCGAGCUCAACAAUUUAUUAUUGCCGAAGAAUCGAUGUCGGUUCCCAGCUUCGACUUCUCGGUGAAACAAAGCAAGACUGAACCGGACACUAAAAAGAAGAACAAGAAGAACUUUGGGAAAGCACAGUUUCGGAACUCCUCCAAAGGAUAUGAAAAUACUCCAGAGUCUCGGGCUGUUCGUGAUCAAUAUUUGGACAACGUCAGGACAGGUUAUCAUGCCGUUUAUUCCGCCAGAGCAGCUACCAUAUAUGAAGAACUGAAAGAAAAAGGGAUUAUCCCAGACCCGAAGCCUGUGAGAACUCCUGAAGACAAGUUGGACAAAACUCGGUACUGCGCAUACCAUAAGUCUCCCGGACACAAUACCGAUGAGUGUCUCGGUCUUUUGUCGGCACUCUUGCGCUUAAUCGGACAACCUCAACUUCAAAAGUUUCAAAAUUUUGACAACUGCCGGAAAGGAAGGCCCUUGGAUCUUUCAGACGAUGAAGAUGAAGAUAACCGACCCGCUAACCAGAAAAGAGCUCGCGCAAGUGAUAAAGAGGUCUUCACGUUUUCCACUCAUGUCGGAACCUCGACUGAUAACUGCAGGAAAUCCCGGACACAUGACGCCUUAGAUUCUUCACAUUGCAUACCUCGAGUCAAUUCCAAUAAUAAGAAAUUAGAUACUUCCCGACGAAAAGUCAAAGCCUAUGCCCGAGAGGCGCAAAAUGCCGAGAAACGACAGAAAUCGCUGCGCAUCGGGGCCAACCUUCAAGAACCCAUUCGAUCAAUCUUAAUCCAAUUCCUUCAGUCAAACUCCGAUGUGUUCGCUUGGAAGCAUGAAGAUAUGAAAGGGAUUGACCCACAAAAAGCAUGCCAUCGUUUAAAUUUGGACAAAACUGUCAAGCCUGUUAUCCAGAAACGCUGGAAAUUCGGCCCUGAUCGCCAGAAGGCUCUUGAAGAAGAAGUAAACAAGCUCAUAAACAAUAAAUUUGUCAAAGAAGCCAAGUACCCAACCUGGAUAUCAAAUCCUGUCUUAGUCAAGAAAGCCACUGGCCUUUGGCGUCUGUGCAUAGACUUUUCAGAUUUGAAUCAAGCAUGCCCGAAAGACAGCUACCCCAUUCUGCACAUUGAUUACAUGGUAGAUGCUACGUCGGGACACCAACUUAUGAGUUUUCUGGAUGCCUAUUCAGGCUAUAAUCAGAUCCCCAUGCACCCUGAUGACGCUGAACAUACGUCGUUCUACUCAGCUCGAGGCCUUUAUUGCUAUGUCAUGAUGACUUUCGGAUUAAAGAAUGCAGGGGCCACGUAUCAGAGGUUGGUCAAUAAGAUGUUUGCUCGCCUGAUGGGCCAUACGAUGGAAGUUUAUGUGGACGAUAUGUUAGUGAAAUCGGAACAUGCAUUUGAUCACAUCGCCCACCUUUCCGAAGUCUUCGAUAUACUCCGAGAAUAUUCUAUGGUGCUUAACCCCAAGAAGUGUACUUUCGGAGUUGGGUCAGGGAAGUUUUUAAGAUACAUGGUGAGUCAGAGAGGGAUUGAAGCCAAUCCCGCCAAGAUUCAAGCCAUACUUGACCUAGCUCCCCCGACAUCUAUCAAGGGUGUCCAAGCUUUAACUGGUCGACUGGCAGCCCUCAAUCGGUUCAUUUCAAAGUCUACAGAUCAUUGCAAGCCAUUCUUUGACGCUAUCAAAAAGAAGAAACCGUUCGAAUGGACCACAGAAUGCCAGAAUGCUUUUGACAACAUUAAAGAAGUUCUUUUACGGUUACCGACAUUGCGGAAGCCACUUCCUGAUGAGCCUCUGUAUUUGUACCUUGGUGUAAGUGACGUCGCUGUUAGUGCUGUUCUUAUACGACAGGAUGGGCUUCAACAGUUUCCGGUGUAUUAUGUUAGCAAGGCCUUACAUGAUGCUGAAUUGCGAUAUCCGCAUAUGGAGAAGUUAGCCUUUGCUCUGAUCAUCGCUGCACGGAAGCUGCGCCCGUAUUUUCUAGAGCAUUCAAUUAUUGUGUUUACGACAUACCCUCUCCGACAAGUUCUCCACCGACCUGACACGUCGGGAAGAAUGAUUAAGUGGGCAAUAGAAUUGGGACAGUUUGAUAUUCAGUACCGACCACGAACCGCUAUCAAAGCUCAAGUGUUGUCUGAUUUUAUUGCUGAAUUUACUCCCACUGUCAGUACAUCCAUUGAAGAUCCGACAUGGACUCUCUAC